AUGGCGUUGCCCUUAAGGAUGGCCAAUUUCUGCCGCUUGGCUGGCCGUACAGCGGGCAGUUUGCUACUCACUCACAGCCGUGCGUCUACUUUAUUAGCCCGGAGGUGCUAUAUUGUGGCCAGCGCGGGGAAUAAGCUGCAGUUUAAGCUUGAUGAAAGGACUGCCCAUAGCAGCCUGGACCUCUUUAAGAAGGACACAGGGGUGAUCUACCGCAUGCUGGGUUUGGACCCCUCUCACGUCCAGGACUCCCCUCUCCGUUUCUGCGACUGGGCCGUCGUCCUGGGAGACGCAGAGAUCACCGGUGGACGUCACUACUGGGAGGUCACCGUUAAGAAGUCUCAGGAAUUUCGCGUGGGGGUUGCGGAGGCGUCUACGUCACGCGAUGAAUGCAUAGGCACUAACUCUUCCUCCUGGGUGUUCGCUUUUGUCCAGAGGAAGUGGUUUGCCAUGACAAACAAAAAACAGGUGCCUGUGACUUUGGUUGGUAAGCCGGAGAGAAUCGGGCUGCUCUUGGACUAUGAGGCUGGGCAACUGGGACUGGUGGAUACCCAGAAGUCUGCGGUUAUCCACACAAUACGGGCACAGUUUCGUGGGCCGAUCUGUCCCGCCUUUGCUCUCUGGGACGGAGAGCUACUCACGCACUCUGGGUUAGAGGUCCCACCUGGUUUGCAGUAGUUCGCCAAGCUACAAACACUACACGCACGGCUGCUACAUCCGGCCAACCCCGGGGGCGGUUCUGAUGGAUCGCAGUGCUGAAAAGGCAUCAAUGGGCCAGAACGACUCGGAACUCCUCUCCAAGUACAGGUUCUGGUACAGCUCCAGUCUCACUCUCUGCCGAAGACUUGGGAGCAGAACUGACAAUAUCAUGCUAUCCAGCUUCCAUUGUGAAUGUGUUCAGUCUUAUGUUCAGCAUCUGAGAUACGAACCUCUGAAGCUGAUUAUGUGUGCAUUCAAGGGAGAGUUUAACAGGGUACAUAAACGACUAAUCUCUCAUGUCAAAUCAUCAUGCAUGCUUUUCAAAUCUGAGAAUGAAAGAAUCUUUACAAUAAAAGAUGGA
This is a messenger RNA of Chanos chanos (milkfish), 1057 nucleotides long. It is a transcript of the gene spryd4, whose product is annotated as SPRY domain containing 4. NCBI's taxonomy places the organism in Eukaryota, Metazoa, Chordata, Actinopteri, Gonorynchiformes, Chanidae. The transcript has 2 exons. The record is from RefSeq and is a predicted model, not a curated record. Bases 1 to 675 code for a protein of 224 amino acids. Gene Ontology annotation, molecular function: protein binding.